This is a messenger RNA of Brassica rapa (field mustard), 1276 nucleotides long. RefSeq lists its product as uncharacterized. Lineage: Eukaryota; Viridiplantae; Streptophyta; Magnoliopsida; Brassicales; Brassicaceae. The record is from RefSeq and is a predicted model, not a curated record.
UAUAAAGUAUUUGUUAUGUUAUUGUAAUUAGCAAAACCAAUCCAAUUUAUAAGCCAAUGGCAUCCUCGUUUAUGUCGUCUAUUAAACAGACGGUUUCUUCUAAGCCGUAUGCAGGGAUAAAUAGUAUUAGCUCAUGCUCAAAUUACAACAGAUCUCAUCUGUUAACGCUGAGUUGCAAGGGUUAUGUCAAUCCAAGUUUUCGAUUAUACUCAAACCAAAAGCGUUUGAGACAUCUCACAAGAGCAAGAAAACUAGAUGAGAAAGAAGAGGACGAGGACAAUGAAUACUAUGCAGGAGAGGAGGAGGAUGACAAAGAAGAGGACAAAGACGAGUAUCGAGCAGAGGAGGCAGUUCUAAAACUAUACACCGACAUCAAAGACCGAAACAUCAAUGGAGUAUCAGAAGUUAUUGGAGAUGAAUGCCAAUGCUUUUGCAACUUCUUAUCUUCUUACCGACUCUUGCAAGGCAAGAAGCAAGUGGUGGCUUUCUUUUACUGGUUGAUGAUGAACCUGGGGAAAGAUAUCAAGAUUAUUGUUAGACCAACCUCCAAAGAUGGCAUGACCGUUGGUGUUCAAUGGCAACUCGAAUGGGAGAAGUCAAACAUCCAAUUGGGGAAGGGAGUCAGUUUCCACAUGUGCCAUAUCUACCAGGGAAAACUGUUGAUAAAGAAUGUGGAGAUGUUCAUGGAGCCAAUCUUUCACAUUGAGCCUAUUAGACUUAGAACUAUGGCGUUUGCAGUGAGCUUGGCUGAGAAGAUGUUCAUUUUCCUAAGACCAGUAGAAAACAUAAGGAGACAAGCAAUGACACUUCUCCUUCUUGCUCUUCUGUUGCUUGCUGCAGUCGUUUUCUACUUCACCCAACCAAGACUAUAAGACUAAAAAUUACAGCAAACACCAUGGAAGAUAGCAGAUUAAAGAAAACCAUAAGAGUAUAAGGUUUUGUCAAUCAAAAAUGAAUCUUCAAUGUAUCAAUUCACAUCAUUUUUAAGGCAUCAAACAGGACAUUUUGCGGAUGCACAACAUUACCAAUCAGAGUCAUAGUUUAAAAACAUUAUUAAGAUGCAAAUAUAUUUUUUUUCUUUCUAAAACAUUCAUGGGUAAAUAGCGUUAAAUACAAAACAUCUACGCAAUAUACACUAGAGUUUUCAGUACUUCGAAUAUUACAGAUUCCCUGAAGACUGUAAAAUAUUUAAAUAAGAUAUCAACCUAAACCAUUUUCAUACACAGCCAACUAAACAAAGAACCAAAGGAAGAUGAAGAUAAGCAUUAAAGGAAGU